UGGGAAUUAUUCCGAUAUCAUAAAAACCCAUCUAACUCUCUUUCUCAGUGUAUUAGUAAUUAAUUUAGCCCAUCUCAUUCUCCUUCCCUGCUCUUCUCUUAUUUCUUGCUGUCAGUUGUUUGCUACCCAUUUUUGACAAAGCAAGGGCCUGUAAUGGCAUCACCUGAGGUUGGCAGAGAUAAAUCUCCAUUUAUGCUUCAACCCAAAUCUCUGCCUUCUCCGGUCUCAAAAUCCUCAAAAACAAGCUCCUUUAAGGCUCAAAUAAUGCUCAGGGUUUUCGCUGCUGCUUUCACAUUGGCUGCCAUCUGUGUUAUGACCACAAGCUCCCAAUCCUUCCCUCUACUCGGCUUCACUAUUAAAGCUCACUAUAGUGACUCAUCUGCUAUGAGGUUUUUACUUGUGACAGACGCUAUUGUAUGCGCCUUCUCUGUACUUUCGGUGCUCUUUGUUUACCGUUUGAGCCGCUCAGGAUCAGAUAUGAAGUAUUGCUUCUAUCUUUUUCUUCAUGACAUGGUGAUUAUGGGGCUGGCGACAUCAGGAUGCUCGGCGGCGACGGCGGUGGGAUAUAUCGGGAGAUAUGGAGAAGAAAAAAUGGGGUGGAUAGCUGUGUGUAACCAUGUGAGGAAGUUUUGUAAUCAAAUGACGAUAUCCAUGGUGUUAUCUUACUUGGCCUUUUGUUCCUACUUUGCUCUUUCUGUUAUGUCCGGCAACAAAGUCAUGUAUCAGUAUGAAUCACCGUGAAAGGCAGGCAAGUCACAAGUGGUUGGUUGCGUCCUUCAAGAUUAGUGUUUGUAGGGAUUUUAUGUAUUAUUAUAAUAUAGGUUGGUGCGUGAGAAUAAAAUUAAACUUCUAAGAAAUUAAUGAAUGAUUUAAGGCGUGUGAGAAUGUCACUUUUUUAAGAUUAUAUUCGUCACUACCUAUAUAUAGUGUGCAAAAGAGUUACUGAUAAAUAAACCUCGAAUAUUGUAAAUUUUCAAGAUACAAAUAAAUAUAAAGUUUCAACA
Messenger RNA from Gossypium raimondii (Peruvian cotton), 1004 nucleotides. RefSeq names its product CASP-like protein 1F3. Bases 154 to 741 code for a protein of 195 amino acids. Lineage: Eukaryota; Viridiplantae; Streptophyta; Magnoliopsida; Malvales; Malvaceae. The record is from RefSeq and is a predicted model, not a curated record. The transcript has 3 exons.